Messenger RNA from Paramecium sonneborni, 696 nucleotides. The record is from the annotation of a GenBank genome assembly. Lineage: Eukaryota; Ciliophora; Oligohymenophorea; Peniculida; Parameciidae.
AUGAAAUAAAGAAGGUUUAUUCAGAAAAAUUAGGCUACUUUUACUCAUUUUGUAAGCGUACCUUUGAUUUUAUAACCUACUUAAGGAAAACUUUAGAAAUUGAUGGAUGAAAUUCAUAAAAAAUACAAUUAUGAUUAAUCAAUGAAUCCAAAUAAUCCAUUUUUAUUUCAUAUAACUAUAUCAAUGCUAGGAUUAUAGAAUUAAGAAAAAAUAAAUAAAGCUAAAUAAAUAUUCUCAGAUAAUGAGUAAAACAUAAAAAACUAUGUAAAAAAUGUUUCAAUAAGACUCAAAGGUUUAGGUUGUUUUCAAAAUCGAUUAAAUCAAUAAAAUAAAUAUUAAAAGAGAGGACCUUAUGAAGAUUUAAAUAUCAUUUAUUUAAAUGUUGAUGAAACUCCUCUACUACCUGUCUCAGAUUUCAUAAUAAGACAAUUUUUAUAAGCAUAAAUCUUUGAUUCAGAUGAUUUAAAAUCUAUGAAUUUAAUGAUUGAUUAAUAAUCAAAAAUGUUUAGAGCAGAGAAAUUUCAUAUAACUUUAUUUAGAAUGAAAGAUUGCAAAAUAAAUUUUUAACAAUUAUUUGAUGAAUAAAAAAAUUAUGAAUUUGGUGAAACUUCAAUUAAAUAUUUUGACAUAAGUACAAGAUGGAAAUAUGAUAAAGAUAAGUUCUAUUAACCUUUAGCUAGAAUAAUUGUUAAUUGA